AUGCCGCCUCAGCCGGCGGCUGCGCUGCAUGCUCUCCCAGUUGUUGCUGCUCAGCGCCUUGCAGGUUUGCGCAGACUCCCCAGCUCUCUCUCGCCUGCCCCUGCCCUUGCCGAUGUUGCUGCAGCUGUUGCUGCAGCAGCUGCAGCCAAGGAAAAAACCAGUCCCCUCGCUUCCCACGAGCACACGAUCACGCAAUCACGCGAUCACGCCAAGUGUUUUGCGGACACACUGGAGCAGCGCCUCCCUUGUCUCCCCAGUGCCGCGUGGGAAAGCGGGGAAGAAGACUCGACUGCCCCGAGUGAGGCCGACGCUGCAGAGCCCACGGCUCACGCACAGCCCCCCUGCAGGGGAAGCAGCAACAUCUGCAGGAGGCGUAGAGGCAAGUCUACAAUAGCCUCUGCAUGCCCAAUAACCACCCGCGAGCAUGGUGGGUGGCGUCUGGAAGAAGCCACCCACCGUGGGGGGAGACGCGGCAGCAGCAACGGCUGUAGCGCAACAGCAGACCCUUUAAAGGCCACAGCAGCAGCAACAACAGACUCGCCGGCAGCUGCGUCCGCUGUCUUUGUAACGUCCCCCCUCUUUUACAGCAAUGGUUGUUUGCAUUUGGGGCAUCUCUACACGACGAUUGUUGCAGACACUGCAGCGUCUCUGCUUUCCCUAUUCUCAGCCCCCUCAGGUGGUGCAAAAGGUGCAGGUAUAUCGUCUACGGGGAAGGAGGCGGCAGAGGAUUAUGUUCUCUUGAGUGGCAGCGAUCAGCAUGGCGUGAAGGUACUUGAGGCCGCACGUAGAUGGUGGUUCCAGCUGUCUCGAGAUCAGCAGCGGCAGCUUGCUGCUGCGCAUAUGGCUGCAUCCGGAGCUACCGGUGUCGCUACGGCAGACGACGAAGCAGCACCAGCAUCACGAAUCUUUGGCAGAGACAUAUCGCGAUUCCACGCCGUUCUGUUUUUGGGGCUUCUGCUGGCUUUGCGGCAUCCUGUCCUCAGCGACAACAGACGCGCACAUGGCAACAGCACGCAGGAUGACAAUGUGCUUCCUACUGAGCUGCUGCAGCAGCUGCCGCUGCAGCAGCUGGCUCAUGGGUGGCUCCUCAGGCCUUCAGGGUCCAAGGUAGCCAAGUCGACGGCUGCUCCCGCUGCAGCUGUCGGCGGUGUCACUGUUGGUGGUGAUGGUGACGAUGUACUGGGGGCUCCCGAUAGAUCUGCUUCAGCAGCAGCAGCAGCUACACCUGCAGCAGCGGCGCUUGGCCUUGCCGAUUGGAGCGACUUCUUGGGCUCUAGCAUGUCUGCCGAUGCUGCUGCAGCGGCAGCAGCUUUGCAUACUCUUAAAGCUGACCGGCUGCGUUUCGCAUUGCUGCACUGCAAAUCAUUCGAAAGAGAUCUGAGGCUCUCCGCGCGCAGUGGCACCAGCAGGGAUCCUCUUGUCGCCUCUGCCUUUGUACUCGAACAACAGAUCGGCAACUUUGCUCACAGGGUGUUGUCCUUGCUGCAGCAGCAACAUCGGGGGAGGGCUCCUUCGCCUCCUCCACUUCUCCUUGCAGCAGCAACCCACCCACACAUCUGCAAGGAGGCUCUGGCAGCUGCAGCAGCAGCAGCAGCAGCAGCAGCAGCAGCAGCAGCCACAGCACAAGUGCAGCCGAGAGAGCAGCAGUUGAACACAGCUGUCCUCUCAAAGCAAACAAGCCCUCCAGCCGCGGUAACCCCCCCCCGGGAGCUACCGGCUAUCAGCUUAACAGCUUCAGCAUCAGCAGCUACAAAAUUCCUGCGUCAUGUCUCCUAUGCUCGAGCUGUUGCGGCGUCUCUCCCUGCUACUGCUUCCCGUUUGUCCUGGGGUUUCCAAGCAGCUGCAGCAGCAGCUCAACCUGGAGCAGCAGAAACUGAACCAGCAACGAGACCAAUCGCUGCACCAACAGCAAAACACCCUUCGCUCCACUUUAGCAUGGGGCUGUGUUGGCAUGGGAGGCCACAGUCUUCCCAAGCCCUUUCCCUUGUUACCCCAGACAGGUCCACUCUGCCUCGAGCAAGACAGCCAGGUAUCUAG
Cyclospora cayetanensis is the source of this 2037-nucleotide messenger RNA. Its product is annotated as ice-structuring glycoprotein. The coding region runs from base 1 to 2037 and encodes 678 amino acids. Gene Ontology annotation, molecular function: ATP binding; methionine-tRNA ligase activity. The transcript is spliced from 8 exons. The record is from RefSeq and is a predicted model, not a curated record. Gene Ontology annotation, biological process: methionyl-tRNA aminoacylation. NCBI's taxonomy places the organism in Eukaryota, Apicomplexa, Conoidasida, Eucoccidiorida, Eimeriidae.